AUGGAACACUUAGAACAAUUCAAUCUUUUUAACCAAGUUAUAAAAGUAUUACCUUCGUUUUGUAAUGCAUUGGAAGAAGCUGCUGGAAUAGCUGUUGAUCCAGAAAGUAAAUAUCAAAUUUCAAAAUAUAGAAUUGAUAUUACUGAUAGUGAUGAAAUUGCUAUUAGAGAAUAUCGUAGAUUAUUUGAUGAAUUAAAUUUCAUAGUAACAGAGAAUUUAAGAAUAAUCAAAAGAGUAAAUGAAGCUGUUGAGUUACUCAAAAGAGCUUUUACCUUAAUGGAAGCUGUUCAAAAAAAUGAAGAGAAAGAGAUGAGUGUGAUUGCGUCUACAGCAAAUGAAUUAGCACUAAAAAUAGUAGAAAAAGAAACAGACAAAUAUAAUAAAGAAAUAGACAAAAUUAAUAAAGAAAUUCAAUUUCAAAUGCAAGAAAAAAGAAACGAAUUUAAUGAAAAAAUUCUUGAUAUUCAAGAAUGUAUUAAACCAGUCGCUAAUGCUGUUACCCUUUCUAAAAUGGAAACUCCAAUUACUUCAAUGACUUCAAGACCAAAAAUUCCUGUGAUUAAACGAAUUAAAAAAACAAAUUGUGAAAUAUUGAAUUUAUUUUCUUUUGGAUUAAAUAAACCUGAAGAAGACACUGACCUUUACGUUGUUAAUGAAAAUGUUAAAACAUUUAGAACCUGGUCAGCAUUAAAAAAAUGUAAUUUAAUUUAUGACUCAUCAAUAAAUUGUUAUGAGGAAUUUAGAAGAAGUGUUAUCUGUAGAAGUAAUUUGUUUUUCAUUAAUUUUGAUGACCAAGGUAAUGUAUUUGGGGCAUUUGUUAAGAAACAAAUUACUAAAAUUAAUGUCUUUGUUAAAGACAAAGAUCACUUUUUAUUUUCAUUAAAUGCUAAUGGAAGAAUAGUUACUCCAAUCCGUUUUCUUCCUAAGAAAAACCAAUAUGAUUGUGCUGUUACUAUUUUUGCAGAAGUUAGUAAAAAAGAAAAGAAAAAUGAUACUCGACUUUAUCAAAUUGGAAGUUUUGAACUUGGGAGAGGAUCAAUGGGUAUUCGUGCUAUUGGAGAAAAGAAAAGUGAUUGUUGUCAUCUUUCUCAAAGUUAUGAAGGAAUUCAAAACUUAACUUUAACAGGAACCAAUCACCCUGCAGAAUUUACAACAAGAAGAGUUAUUGUUGUACAAAUGGAAUAA
Entamoeba nuttalli P19 is the source of this 1185-nucleotide messenger RNA. RefSeq lists its product as hypothetical. The transcript has a single exon. Lineage: Eukaryota; Evosea; Mastigamoebida; Endamoebidae. The record is from RefSeq and is a predicted model, not a curated record. The coding region runs from base 1 to 1185 and encodes 394 amino acids.